UCCGCUUCCAAAAAACCCACGGACGCAUCCACCACCGCCUCCCCCUCUCCCCCCAACCCCCUCCUCAGCCUCCACUCGGAGAAUCGGCGACCUCCUUCUUCUCUGACGAUCGGCGACCUCCUCCGACGACGAUCGGAAUCCUCCUUCUUCUCCGACGCCGACGAUCUCUGUGAGGUAUCACUCCUCCUCCUCCUCCUCCUCCUCUAUCUUCUUCGGUUUGGUUUCUGCGCUCCACAAACGCGUGAUGACAAAAAAAGGGGUGAAAUGGUCAUUACACAGCCCCGCAUAACUAACGACAGGGGUACCCCCGUCGUUAGCUAAUCCGGCCACAGGUGGAUUUGUAGUCCGAAGUCCCCAAAUCAGGGGACAAAUCGGGGUGGGUUUUUUCGUUCCCAAAGACCGGAGAAGAGAAGAGACUUUAUCUCCAGCCGCAUCACAAAUCCGGGGCCAUAUCCACCAGCCAAACAGGCUGUUAGAGAGUUGUACAAUUCAUAGUUAUGUGUUGAAGAUCCAUCAAUUGUACAUACAAGUGCCUCGUAUGUUGGAUGCACCCAAGGAGCACUAAAACCAAACAGAGUCGAGAAUGCUAGCACUGAGGACUCGCUUCAUCGCUCUCUCACCCUCCUCCUCUCCUCCUCUCAAAACCCCCUUAUUCUCCCUCUCCUUCCGUAUCUCUAUCUCUCACUCCACCCCCCAAAACCCUAACCCUCGUUCCUCCUGCCAUGCUGCCUCCGCCACAAAGACCUCGAAGCCGCUUUUCGAUGCCGCAAAAGCCCUCCGAACCUUCCUCUUCGUGCCGCCCGGCGUCGAACCGGAGGAAGUCACCGACGAGAUGAUCCUCCCCGGUUCAAACAUCGUAGUCGGACCCUACGCAGGCGAUUCGAAAAUUAAGGAGGUGGAGUUUGUGAAGAGCAGCAGUAGAGCCAAGGAUUGUCCUAGGGAUACCCGGCCCGAAUUCGCAAUGCUUGGCCGCUCCAAUGUCGGAAAGUCUUCGCUAAUCAACGCUCUUUGUCGGAAGAAGGAAGUUGCACUUACUUCGAAAAAGCCAGGGAAGACGCAGCUGAUUAAUCAUUUCUUAGUGAACAAAGGUUGGUACAUCGUUGAUUUGCCUGGCUAUGGAUUUGCUAAUGCCCCAGAAGCUGCUCGAAUGGAUUGGUCCGCAUUCACAAAAGGCUACUUUUUGAAUAGAGAAACUCUAGUUGCUGUUCUACUUCUGAUUGAUGCUAGUGUACCACCUCAAAAGAUUGACCUCGAUUGUGCUAAUUGGCUUGGACGGAAUAAUACGCCAAUUACGUUUGUUUUCACAAAAUGCGACAAGAUGAAAGGGGGUAAAGGGAAAAGACCUGAUGAAAACAUCAGAGAUUUUCAAGAGGCGAUGAGACAAAAUUACCCAGAACAUCCUCCUUGGAUCAUGACCAGUAGCUCCACUGGUUUGGGCAGAGAUGAGCUGCUUUUGCACAUGUCACAGCUGCGGAACUAUUGGGACGUCUAGGAUCAAACAUUUGCAGUACAUUUUCUCCUAGAAAUGGCGAAUCCCAAAACCUUGUGAUGUUGAUGACAUGUUUGUUAGUCGAUGAAAAUAUGCCGAGCAUUGUCGAAGCAUGUCCUCAGGAAUGGAUCAAAUGUGACCAGCUUAAAAUUGUCGUCAUUUCAGUUUUGGGAUGUAAAUUCCUCUGUAUAUACCGGGUUAGUCUGUGUUAUACAUCUCGUAAAAGCAUUACCUCCGUCUAUGCCGGCAUAGAAUUUGAGUUGUAAUAUUUUUUAUGUGGAUUUUUCCAUCAA
Messenger RNA from Rhododendron vialii, 1782 nucleotides. Its product is annotated as GTP-binding protein At2g22870-like. Lineage: Eukaryota; Viridiplantae; Streptophyta; Magnoliopsida; Ericales; Ericaceae. The record is from RefSeq and is a predicted model, not a curated record. The coding region runs from base 584 to 1492 and encodes 302 amino acids. The transcript has 5 exons. Gene Ontology annotation, molecular function: GTP binding.